AUGAGAAAAAGUUCAAUUGACAUAGCCUUUGGAGCUGUUAGAACGGCUAUGCUAGCAGUCACUUUUCUGGCAGCUUUUACAAUUAUGAGUAACGUGGAAGGGAGGAGAAGCAUAUCUGAAGAAGAAGAUUUAGAAUUUGAAAGGCAACUCAGAAUCAUAAACAAGCCUGCUAUCAAAACAAUUAAGAAUGAAUAUGGAGACGUCUACAAUUUUGUGGAUAUUUACAAGCAACCUGCCUUUGAUCAUCCUUUACUCAAAGAUCACAAAAUCCAGAUACCAGAAGGUUAUUGGUCAAGUACGAAAACUAAAGCAAGUAAGCCUUCAGUAUUUGGUAUGAAGGAAGGCUGCCCUCUAGGAACAGUGCCCAUCCGAAGGGUAACAAAAGAAGACCUAAUAAGAGCAAAAUCUGUCUCCAAAAAAUAUGUUGAAUUUUAUGGUCGAAAGGAUCUACAAAGCAGUUAUGAGGUAAACCCAUCUUUAUAUGGAGAUAGCAAAACUCGGCUAUUUACUUAUUGGACGAGGGAUAAUCAUCAAACAACAGGUUGCUUCAAUAUACGCUGCACGAGCUUUGUACAAAUUAAUAAAAAUGUACCGCUCGACUCUGUUUUCAUAACCAUAUCAAAGGUAGAUAAAGAGCAAUUCAAUAUGAGACUAGGAGUGUACCAGGAUGAGAAGAUAAAAGUUUGGUACUUGAUACUUGGUGAAAAAGGGGAAUUGAUUGGUUAUUGA
This is a messenger RNA of Telopea speciosissima, 729 nucleotides long. RefSeq lists its product as uncharacterized. The transcript has 6 exons. The record is from RefSeq and is a predicted model, not a curated record. Bases 1 to 729 code for a protein of 242 amino acids. Lineage: Eukaryota; Viridiplantae; Streptophyta; Magnoliopsida; Proteales; Proteaceae.